This is a messenger RNA of Oldenlandia corymbosa var. corymbosa, 981 nucleotides long. NCBI's taxonomy places the organism in Eukaryota, Viridiplantae, Streptophyta, Magnoliopsida, Gentianales, Rubiaceae. The record is from the annotation of a GenBank genome assembly.
AUGGCGACUGCUUCCAUUUCCAGGGCUUCUGCUUCUCAGUGUCACAACUUAUUCCCUCGUUUUUAUGCUCUAAGAAGAGCUAAAUUCCGUGAUUCAGUUUGUCCCUCAAGCCGUGUCGGGAGGAGGAAUGGAAUUCUGGUUUGUUGUGCUCCCCAAACUCCAACAUCAUCGCCACCAUCCACUGCCAUCAGCCCUCCUGCUCUUUCUGGACAAGAGCUGACCUUGUGUUUUGGAUCAUACUCUAUUCCACACCCCAAGAAGGUUGAAAAGGGUGGGGAAGAUGCCUUCUUUUUCAGCGGUUAUAAUGGUGGCGUUAUUGCUGUUGCUGAUGGUGUCUCCGGUUGGGCUGAACAAAAUGUGAAUCCUGCAUUAUUCUCUAGAGAAAUGAUGUCUAGGGUUUCCUCCUUACUUAAGGAUGAGGAGGUCAGCUAUGAUCCGCGGUCUCUUAUGAAGGAUGCACAUGCUGCCACAUCUUCAGUUGGUUCCGCUACUGUAAUCAUUGCAAUGUUGGAGAAAAAUGGGAUCCUGAAGAUAGCUAAUGUCGGCGACUGUGGUUUACGGGUCAUUAGAAGAGGUCAAAUAGCCUUUUCCACGUCUCCUCAGGAACAUUAUUUUGACUGUCCAUACCAACUGAGUUCAGAGGCCGUUACUCAGACAUAUCUUGACGCCAUGGUCUGCAGUGUGGAAUUAGUCAAGGGAGACAUACUAGUAAUUGGUUCAGAUGGGCUUUUUGAUAACGUGUUUGACACUGAGAUUGUUUCGACAGUGGGUACGAGUAAUGAUGUUGGUAAUACUGCAAAGGCGUUGGCUGAACUGGCACGCAGUCAUUCAGUGGAUUUGAGAUAUGAUUCACCCUAUUCCAUUGAGGCCAGAGCUAGGGGAUUUGAUGUACCUUGGUAUAAGAAGAUUUUUGGCAUGAAGUUGACAGGGGGAAAGAUGGAUGACAUUACUGUCGUUGUUGGACGUGUCGAGAGCUUGUGA